AUGGACACACAAAUCGAUGAUGUUGUAACACUAAAGGAUAUUAAAGAGGCCCAUGAAAGAAUAAAGCAAUAUAUUCACGAAACACCAGUUUUAACCAAUUCAACUAUAAAUAAAUUAUCAGGAGAUAAAGAAAUAUUUUUUAAAUGCGAAAAUUUUCAAAAAGUUGGUGCAUUUAAAUUCCGUGGUGCAUGUAAUAGUGUCUUUAAAUUAAAUGAAGAGGAUAUGAAAAAAGGUGUUGUAACUCACUCAUCAGGUAAUCAUGGACAAGCAUUAUCUUUAGCAUCAAAAAUGAGAGGAGUACCAUGUUAUGUUGUUGUACCAGAGAAUGCACCAAUCGUCAAAUUGAAUGCAAUCAAAGGAUAUGAUGCAAAUGUUACAUUAUGCAAAGCAACUUUAGAAGCCAGAGAAACCAACACCAAUGCAUUAAUCGAAAAACAUGGAUGUAAGUUAAUUCACCCAUUUAAUAACUUGGAUGUUAUUGCAGGCCAAGGUACUGCUGCUUUAGAAUUGUUGGAACAGGUUAAAGAUUUAGAUGCAGUAAUUACACCAGUUGGUGGUGGUGGACUUUUAUCAGGCACCUUAAUUUCUGUAAAAUCAAUCAAUCCAAAUAUUAAAGUAUUUGCAGCCGAGCCUGAAGGUGCCGAUGAUGCAUUUAGAUCUUUAAAAGAAGGUUCCAUUCAAUCACACACCGAAGGUAAACCAAAUACCAUUGCCGAUGGUCUUUUAACAACCUUGGGUCCAUUAAAUUUCCCAAUCAUUCAAAAAUAUAUUGAUGGUAUUAUAACUGUUUCAGAUGAUGAAAUCAAAUCAAGUAUGAAAUUGGUUUGGGAAAGAAUGAAAAUUAUUAUUGAACCUUCAAGCGCUACAGUCCUUGCUGCAAUUAUUAAACAAAAUUCACUAGAUGAAGAAAAUAAACAAAUUAAAUCAAAUAUUAAAAGAAUUGGUGUUAUUAUUUCUGGUGGAAAUGUCGAUUUAAGCAAUAUAUCAAAAAUUUUAAAUAUAUAA
Dictyostelium purpureum is the source of this 1005-nucleotide messenger RNA. RefSeq lists its product as uncharacterized. NCBI's taxonomy places the organism in Eukaryota, Evosea, Eumycetozoa, Dictyosteliales, Dictyosteliaceae. Gene Ontology annotation, molecular function: ATP binding; threonine racemase activity; serine racemase activity. The coding region runs from base 1 to 1005 and encodes 334 amino acids. Gene Ontology annotation, biological process: L-serine metabolic process; D-serine biosynthetic process; pyruvate biosynthetic process. The transcript is spliced from 3 exons. The record is from RefSeq and is a predicted model, not a curated record.